CUCUCUCUCCUCUUGAGAAAGCAAAGCAAAAGCACACGAAGGGAAGAGCUAAAAAGGAUCAAUCAAAAGGGAGGACACAGACGAUAGAGGAGGAGGAGGAGGAGGAUGGAUCCAGACGCAGUUGCCAAGGCUUUCGUUGAGCACUACUACUCCACCUUCGAUGCUAAUCGUCCCGGUUUGGUUUCUCUCUACCAAGAAGGAUCCAUGUUGACCUUCGAAGGCCAGAAGAUCCAGGGCUCUCAGAACAUCGUCGCUAAGCUCACCAGCCUCCCUUUCCAGCAGUGUAAGCACAACAUCACCACCGUCGAUUGUCAGCCUUCUGGUCCCGCCGGCGGUAUGCUCGUCUUCGUCUCCGGUAAUCUUCAGCUCGCUGGCGAACAACACGCUCUCAAGUUCAGCCAGAUGUUCCAUUUGAUAUCGAAUCAGGGAACCUACUACGUGUUCAAUGAUAUAUUCAGGUUGAACUAUGCCUGAGGAAUGUGGUGCCAAGGGUAUAUUCACCAUUAUUUCAAGCCAAGAAAGAGUCCGGUGGAAGUUUGGGGUGCGAGUUUGUUUUAGAUUUGGAACAUAAAGCUUAUUUCUGGUGAUUUGCUGUCUGUUUUUAUUUUAAUCAAUGGAGCUCUUUGUUACUUUGGUUGAGAUUACUCUAUUUGUCUUCGGGCAUUGAUCCAUGAUUUAGUAAGUGCUUUAAGGACAAAACAAAUGUUUUAUUUGGAAUAUGGUUCCCUUUUGAAAGUUGAAA
Capsella rubella is the source of this 742-nucleotide messenger RNA. Its product is annotated as nuclear transport factor 2A. The transcript is spliced from 2 exons. Gene Ontology annotation, biological process: nucleocytoplasmic transport. NCBI's taxonomy places the organism in Eukaryota, Viridiplantae, Streptophyta, Magnoliopsida, Brassicales, Brassicaceae. The coding region runs from base 106 to 474 and encodes 122 amino acids. Gene Ontology annotation, cellular component: nuclear pore central transport channel. The record is from RefSeq and is a predicted model, not a curated record.